Molecule: messenger RNA, 2821 nt
Organism: Wasmannia auropunctata (little fire ant)
Lineage: Eukaryota; Metazoa; Arthropoda; Insecta; Hymenoptera; Formicidae
Exons: 15
Coding region: 35-2626 (863 amino acids)
Biological process (GO): monoatomic ion transmembrane transport; regulation of membrane potential; chemical synaptic transmission
Cellular component (GO): neuron projection; synapse; membrane
Molecular function (GO): transmembrane signaling receptor activity; neurotransmitter receptor activity; extracellular ligand-gated monoatomic ion channel activity
Source: RefSeq, a predicted model, not a curated record
GUUUAACCAAAGCCGUUGGCUCGUUCCGAUCAAGAUGAGAAUACUACUGUUUGGAUUUUUCGUAAUUCUUUUGCAUGGUCAAUGUAUGUCUAGGCUUGUGGUUGUUACUGAUGACUUGAGACUCGGAUGUAAAGAUCUGAAAAGUACUACGCCACUGUUGCGUCUUAAAAAGUAUCUCUUUUGCAAUUAUGAUAACACCGUUCGUCCGAGCCAUCAUAAAGUAGUUACCAAUGUUACUCUUAGACUGAUGCCGAAAAUGAUGGAAUUCAGCGGAGAAGGUGUACUGACACUUCAAAGCUGGAUGUCGUUUUCUUGGACGGACACGUUUCUUAAUUGGACAUCAAGUGACUUUGAGGGACUUACUUAUAUUCACGUGAAAUCAUCCAAUCUUUGGAUGCCCGAUCUCUACGUCUACAACUCCGGCGAUAUGUCGAAUAGUGAUAUGGUGGUUCUCGACACGAACUGUUUGGUCUUUAAUACGGGUUCUGUUGUUUGCGUGCCGCCUGUAAAAUAUAUGUCAAAAUGUGAGCCCGAUUAUACAUAUUGGCCUCAUGACCAGCACACAUGUGUCAUUACACUCGGCUCAUGGUCGCAUACAGGAGAGGAAGUCGAUGUCCAUCUAGACGGAACUGGAGUUAACAUGCACGGCUACGAAAAUAAUACAGAUUGGGAUUUGAAUUUAUUAAGCGCAGAGAAAAUCGUUAAGAAGUAUAAGUGCUGUCCGAACGAUACUUUUCCGAGAAUCGAUUACACAUUUUCAUUGACUCGGCACUACAGCAGAAAUCACAAAUCGUACAUCACACCAGCCAUUGCUUUGAUAUUCCUCACCCUAACGGUGCUAUGGUUGGAUUCAAGAUCGGUUGAACGAGUAGCGAUCGCGAGCAUAAAUUUUAUUUGUCACUUACUUUGCAUCUUCGAUUUGUUCUGGGCGGUGCCGUACAAUGGCCCUCAUCCUCCUAAUAUAUUGUUGUUCUACCGCGAUUCCUUGGCGCUGGCUACUUUUGCAUUAAUUCUGACGGCCUUGUUACGUAAAUUGCAAAAUAUGAGUAUGGAGAUGCCAAGUUGGAUUUCUUCCACGACGAUGUUCAUCUUGAAUAACAGGGCUGGUCGAUUCCUGGUCCUGAACGACGAGGAGUCCAAGAUAGUAGACGCAGGAGGUAUAAUGACCGAAGACAGCUCGGACCUUCCAAAGUCCGGAAUGAUGAAAGAAUCGUCCUGGAGACAUUUCGCCGCUAUCAUCGAGUGGUUGUCAUUCUUCUGUGUGGUCCUCUUUUAUGUCAUUAUUUUAAUCAUUCUUGUACCUUCAGGAGCCUCGGUAUUCAAGAUGAGCAGAAACAAUUUCUUUCCCGUCCUACUGUUUAUUCUUCAUAUCGUGUGCAUCGAUGCGAUAGCAGUGAGAAGUAGCAGUUGUAGCUCCGAAACCAAAUCGCCCAUGGUGAAAUUGAAAAGGCAUCUCCUAUGCGAAUACGAUCCCGAUGUAAGACCGGUUAAGGGUAAUAAUAACAUGACGCAUGUGAAUUUCUUUAUGAAGCCACACUUCUUUGAAUACAGUCACGUAAGUGAAAUCUUCACGUUGCAUGGGUGGAUGUCAAUGCUAUGGAAUGAUUCGCAUUUGAUGUGGGAUCCUGCGCAAUACGAUAACAUCAAAUGGAUACCUGUAUCAGGGAAUGAAAUUUGGGUGCCUGAUGUUUUGAUUCAUAACGGACGAAUUGAAGAAAGCUCAUCGGAUUACGAACGUUCAAAGUGCUGGGUGUCGAGGCAAGGGAUGAUUAGAUGGUUAAUGGCAGCAAAGUAUAGUACAAGCUGCAUCACAGAUAAUACGUGGUGGCCAUACAAUACUUUAAAUUGCACUAUACAAUUCGGAUCGUGGUCACAUUCCGGUGACGAGAUCGAUCUUGAUACCAAUCAGAAUAAAGUGUCAAAUUUUGACUUCGCAUCGAAUGUCUACGCUAAUGUUGAGUGGGAUUUAGUGAAAGUUUAUAUAACAAGAUGGGAAAAUAAGUACAAGUACGAUUCGGGUUCAACUAUUAAAAUGCUUUCCUAUCACUUUAUUCUGAGGAGUCAUUGGGGUAUAAUACGCAUUGCGUUCAUAACACCUACUAUAGUGUUAAUGGUGAUGACUCUAAUGACACUGUGGCUAGAACCGAAAUCGUUCGAGCGAAUGGUGAUUGCUAAUCUGAAUUUUAUUUGUCAUUUACUAUGUAUACAAAACGUGCAUUGGGAAAUGCCGAGGAGCGGUUUUAACACUCCCAAAAUACUCGUCUUUUACGAGAGCUCUCUCGGGAUAGCAACGUUCGCUCUCAUUGUCACCAGUAUCUUGCGACAGCUGCAAGAAUUGACUACCGAGCCGCCCACGUGGAUCGCGGCCGGCACGACAUCCAUUCUGCGCAGUAGAGUUGGACGGAUUCUUCUAGUCAGCAUCCUGGACCCGGCCGCGACGGCCAAGAUAGAAGCGGAUGUGGACGAUAAUACCGACCUCGUGCAAUCGAAUAUGGGGAAUAGCAAAAGAUCGCCGUGGAAAUACAUUAUAGUGCUCAUAGGAUGGUUAGCACUUCUAAGCGCGCUUCUGGCCUACAUUAUACUGCUGAGCACGUGUUUGCCUACGUACUAUGCCAUAACAAACUAAUUCUCUACUGUACGAAAUAGAUUUAUUUCGAAUGGAGUUGUUAAGGAUAUGUAUCAUGUUAAACAAUAUGAUUAUAUAACAAGUAAAGAAACAUAAAUUGUAAAAAAAUAUUAUAUAUAUGUAAUUGGAUAUAUAUUGGGUUGAAUGGAAAGCUCUCUCGUUCGAAUAUUUGCAUCCAUCUCUUAGAAAAAAAAA